GCGGUCUCGGAAUCGUCUGCUCCACGGCGCAGAUUUGAAAGGAAAGACGUGUAACCAACUGCUUGUUAUGGAUAUAUCAUCCAAGAAAAUAUCGAGUGCAUCAAAUAGGGAUAUAUGUGCAAAUGUUAAUUUCAGUGACCAAUCGAACUGACGUCUACAUGGAAAAGCGGCAGAGCUGAGGCAACGACACCGACGACCUCCCAUAAAACGACGUUAUUUGAGUCUAUAUUUCUCAUUCAUGAUAAGUUAUUAAGAAUGCAAACCGCGAAUUUUCAAACGUCAUAAACCUCGUCGAUAUGGCUUCGAAGCCCAAACAGCCAAAGUACAAUUUUGGACUUCUUGAAACUCCGGACACCACAGAUCUAUCAAGCUCAAGUGUCAGAAACUCAAAGAGUGAUGGUCAUCAACAAGGUCCAUUGUCAACAACCUGUUUUGGCAGCACCUCAUCCAGGAGUUCCAGUGUGUCAAAGAAUCCCCAAGAGUCCUCUUCCUUUGCCACUCCGGCCAUCCCACAUCACCGCUCAGUUUUCAAGACGCCAGCCUCUAGGACACCAUUCGUCACACCGAGAGCUCCAUCCUCUAAUGCUCGCACACCAGGGUCAAGGAGAACACCAUACAAUACUGGAGGAUCCACAACCACACCGGCUGACCAUAACUCAUCAGUCAUUGUUGCCAUUGUUGAGGGGCCUGGUUUGGCUCGUGGAGAAAUUGGCAUGACAAGUUUGGAUCUGAAGUCACCAGUUCUGAAUCUUUCACAGUUCUCUGAUACACAGACAUAUGUGAAGACCAUGACCAAGCUUGAAAUACUUCAGCCAUUAGAGAUUAUCAUGCCCAACACAGCCUGUGAGACUGGCAAUAUGACCAAACUGUACACCCUCAUCAGUGAUCACUUUCAAAGCUCUACAGUCUCAACUGUGCAGAGAAAAUACUUCAAUGAAACAAAAGGCCUGCAGCAGAUCCGCUACCUUGUCGUUCCAGACCUGAAGACUGUAGAAAUGGAAGUGGCAUCUAAGUAUUACUGUCUAGCAACCACAGCAGCGCUGCUCAAGUACACAGAGUUCAUACAGAACAUCAUGUAUGCUCCAGCCUCACUCAAGGUGAUCUUUAAGGGCAGUGAACAGACCACCAUGAUAGAUGCAUCAACUGCAAAGAACCUGGAGUUGCUUCAGAACAGACGAGAUCCGAAGAGUGAGCAUACACUGUAUGGUGUCCUGAAUCAUACCAAGACGCAUGGUGGGGCCAGGAUGCUCCGCUCCAACAUACUGCAGCCCCCAUCAGAUUUUGAAACAAUACACACCAGACAGGAUAUUGUGGCAGAGCUGACUGAAAAGGAGGAGAUAUUUCUGAACCUGCAGUCUGUGGUCAGUCGCUUCUUGGAUGUAGAUCACCUCAUCUCUCUGUGUGUCCAGCUGCCCAAACAGGAGACACUAAAAACUGCCGAGUCAAAGAUCACUAACAUCAUCCACCUGAAACACACACUGGAGCUGGUGUCACCUCUCAUGGAGUUCCUCAAGGACUGUGAAAAUGACUUGCUUAAAGCAUACUGCAAGUCUCUGGAGGAUCCUCGUUUUGAGGCAAUCAUGUCAAAGAUCCACACUGUGAUUCAUGAAGACACAAAGUACGAGAAAGGAACACUCAACAUGAGGACACAGAAAUGUUUUGCUGUCAAGCCAAAUCUUAAUGGUUUGUUGGAUGUUGGUCGAAGGACGUACACUGAAAUUGUGGAUGACAUUGCAGAAAUGGUGAAGCAGAUUGGUGAGAAAUACAGCCUCCCAUUACGGACAGCAUACAACACAGUGCGCGGGUUCUACAUCCAACUGUACUGUGGAGGGAAGGAGGCUUACACACAGGAGACACUGCCAGGAAUCUUCAUCAAGAUCACCAAGUGCAAGAGCACUCUCAGCUUCACCACGUCAGACUUGAUCAAACUGAAUGAUCGUAUCAAAGAAUCCCUACAAGAGAUUUAUCUCAUGACAAACAUUGUUGUGUCUGAUCUCCUAAGAGACAUUCGAGAGCAUAUUGGCUGCUUGUACAAGCUGUCGGAAUGUGUUUCAAACUUGGAUAUGAUGCUUGCAUUUGCCAAGGCCUGCAGUCUUUCCUCAUAUGUGAGACCAGAAUUUACAGACACAUUAGCAAUCAAACAGGGCCGUCAUCCCAUUCUAGAAAACAUUGGAGUAGAAGCCCCAGUACCUAACAAUACUUAUGCUUCUGAAGACAGCAACUUUAUCAUCAUCACAGGCCCAAACAUGAGUGGAAAGUCGACCUACAUUCGUCAAGUGGCUCUUCUGCAGAUCAUGGCACAGAUUGGGUCGUUUGUUCCAGCACAGUAUGCAUCCUUCCGGAUUGCCAGUCAGAUCUUCUCCCGUAUCGGCAGUGAUGAUGACAUGGAAACAAACUCAUCAACGUUUAUGUUGGAGAUGAAGGAGAUCAACUACAUCUGUCAGAAUGCCUGUAAUGACAGUCUUAUUAUCAUUGAUGAACUUGGAAGAGGCACCAGUGCUGAAGAGGGUGUUGGAAUCUGCCAUGCUAUUUGUGAAUAUCUGCUCAAGUUCAAGGCGUAUUCAUUCUUUGUGACACAUUUCAUGGAGCUGACCAAUAUGGAUAGUCUAUAUCCAAAUGUGGAGAACUAUUUCUUCGAGGUUCAGCGUGUGUUCAGCACAGAGGGUAACUGUGAGAAGAUAAACUACACCCAUGUGCUGUCAAGAGGGAAAACACAGGAGAAACAUUAUGGGCUUCAGCUUGCAGAGGUGUCCACAAUGCCAAGAACAGUGAUAGACGAAGCAAAAACACUGGCCAAACAACUCGAGGAACAGCAGAGGAAAAACAGGACAGGAGAUUCAGAAUCUAGGAAACAGCGAAUGAAUUUCAAACUAGCAACUAAGUUGGUUCAGGUAGCAAAGAAUUCUCGACUUGAUGAUGAAAGUUUAAGGCUGUAUCUGAGCAACCUGAGAUCCCAAUACACCAAAGAGUUCACUGACACUGAAGAAUAAGCUGCUGACAGUCUGAAGACAAACAAUAAUUGUAUCGCAAAUGUGCUCACAAUACUCUCAUACCCUUCACUCAACUGAGAAAUAUUUGCCUACCAUGGAAGAAGCUGUUGUUUCACAUUCAUUAUGGAGCAGUGGUUUAACCUAGUUCCUUAGUUGUAUUGAAGGCCAGGGUUCAUUCUCUACAAGAGCACAAUGUGCAAAGCUGUUUUCUGAUGUUCCCUCUGUGAUACUACUGGAAUAUUGGGUGCAAUGGGUGAAAUUUUCCCAAAACAACAUAAAACUAUACUCAAUCACUCACUUACUCAUAAAUCCUUUGAAACUUUGAUUCAAAUGAAUCAAACAAGCAGUGUUAUUUAAAGAAAGUUACAUGUUGUAAAUUAAGACUGAUAUAUCGUUACUUUAUAUAGCUUCAAUGGCAGGCUUUAUCCUAGUGUAUACUUGAAAAGUAACAUGGAUUAUGCCCAUCUUACGUUAAUUGCUGUGCAUACUUGACAUUGCCAAACUGCUGAUGCUAUGUCAAACACCUGCUCAUUCAGUCGCUUACACUCUCUUACUUAUAUUGAUAAAUGUAAAUGGCUUCCUUUGCUUCACUUUCAUAUAUUCAUUAACUAAAAUGAAUCAUGUGGUUAGAAUGUGACAAUUAAAUCAGUUGCAUAUAUUUCUUUUAGCAAGACACCAUAUUCAGGUUUUGCUUGAAGUUUCAAAGAAACAUGCAUCAAGUAAAGAAAACUUAAAAAUAUGUUGAAAAAAAUGAAGAAAAAUAUUUUGAGCAAAGAUAGCCUUUGGUUGUUGUAUUUGGAUGGAAAACACAGCAAAAACACAUACUGCAAGUUUUCCAAGUUCGUCUGGCAAACCUACACUGAUCUGUGAGAAGAGAAAAUGCUUGUCCCCUUCCUUGUAUAAAGCCCAGUUUGGCUCUCUCCCUUUCAGGCAAAUACAUCCAAGCUAGUGGAUUACCUGCUGGGGAUUAGCAUUGACUGGUAAAACCAUUUCGACAUUUUGGGUUGUGUCAUAUGUGAAUGUUAGACUGUCAACCUUGAUGAAACAAAAUGUGUGAAAAAAGAAUAGUUUGGCAAGAUGUCAUAUAUCACAUCCCGUGGAAAAAGAAAGAAUGUAUCCUGUAUGUAGAUGAUAAAAAUGUAGAUAAAAA
Messenger RNA from Haliotis rubra (blacklip abalone), 4140 nucleotides. Its product is annotated as mutS protein homolog 4-like. Bases 297 to 2990 code for a protein of 897 amino acids. Gene Ontology annotation, biological process: reciprocal meiotic recombination; mismatch repair. The transcript is spliced from 25 exons. The record is from RefSeq and is a predicted model, not a curated record. Gene Ontology annotation, cellular component: nucleus. NCBI's taxonomy places the organism in Eukaryota, Metazoa, Mollusca, Gastropoda, Lepetellida, Haliotidae. Gene Ontology annotation, molecular function: ATP-dependent DNA damage sensor activity; ATP binding; mismatched DNA binding.